AGACUGCACACAGGAGAGAAGCCUUUUGAAUGUAGUGAGAGUGGGAAAGCCUUUUCCUACAAUCCACAUCUGCUACAACAUCAGAGAAUGCACACAAGGGAGAAGCCUUUUAAAUGUAGUGAGUGUGGGAAAGGCUUUGCCCUGAAGUCAUCCCUCAUGAAACAUCAGAGAAUGCACACAAGGGAGAAGCCUUUGGAAUGCAGUGAAAAUGGGAAAGCCCUUAUCCACAAAUCAGAGGCCAUCCCUCAUCAGAGAAUUCACACAGGGGAGAAGCUUUUUAGAUGUAGUGUCUGUGUAAAAACCUUCACCCGCAAAUCACAGCUCAUCAGACAUAGAAGAUUGCAUACAGGGAAAAAGCGUUUUGAAUGUAAUGAGUGUGGAAAAGCAUAUUUGUACAAGUCACUCCUCAUAGUACAUCAGAGAACACACACUGGUGAGAAGCCAUUUGAAUGUAGUGAGUGUGGCAAAGCCUUUUACUCUAGGUCUGACCACACAAGGCAUCAAAGAAUUCACACAGGGGAAAAACCUUUUGAAUGUAGUGAGUGUGGAAAAUCCUUUUCCCACAGGUCAUACCUCACAGAACAUCAGAGAACACACACAGGAGAAAGACCUUUUAAAUGUAGUGAUUGUGGAAAGGGCUUUUCCUACAAUUCAUAUCUGAUACAGCAUCAGAGAAUUCACACAGGAGAGAAACCUUUUGCGUGCAGUGAGUGUGGGAAAGCCUUUUCUCGCAAAUCACACGUGAUACAACAUCAGAGAAUUCACACAGGGGAAAAGCCUUUUGAAUGUAGUGAGUGUGGGAAACAAUUUUCCAGUAAAUCACACCUCAUCAGGCAUCAGAGAAUGCACACAGGAGAGAAGCCUUUUGAUUGUAAUGGAUGUGGGAAGGCCUUUCCUUGCAAAUCACAGGCAAUCGCUCAUCAGAGAAUUCACACAGGGGAGAAGCCUUUUAAAUGUACUAAAUGUGGGAAGGCCUUUACUCACAAAUCUUACCUCAGAAUGCAUGAGAUAACGCACCUGGGGAAAGCCUUUUGGAUGUUGUGAGUGUGGAAAAGCUCUUUCCCGCAAGUCAGACCUCAGAGGACGUGGAGAACACACACGGCAGAAAAUCCAUUGAAUAAUAAGUGUGGAAAAGUCUUUACAUGCAAGCCACAUGCAAUAUAUCAUGGGAGAAUUCACACAAGAGAAAAGCUUUUGAAUGUAAAGUUUGUGGGAAAGCCUGUUUCUGCAAGUGUGAAACUUAGAAACCAUCAGAACUCACAGAGGGGAAAUAUUUUCUGAAUGUAAAGAGUGGAAAAUUUUUUCCCGCAAUGAGACCCCCUAAGACGUUAGAGAAUUCACACGGGAUGAAGCCUUGUAUGUGUAGUAAGUGGAAAAUCCUUUUCUCAAAAACCACAUAUCAUAUCUCAUCAAAGAAUUCAGGAAUGGGAAAGCCUUAUGAAUGUGAUUAUAGGAAUGCCUUUUCCUGCCAGUCACACUUCAAUAUUCAUCAUAGAACUCAUGGGGCAGGUGGGGAAAUAUUUUGAAAUGAGUGGGGAAAUGCGUUUUCUCACAAGAUGUAUCUCAAGAAGAUAAAAAAUUCACAGUGGGACAAAAUCCAUCUGAAUAUAGUCAAUGAGUGUCAAACUUUUCUUUGAAAUCACACAUCAGAAAUUUCUCAUAAGGAAGGAAGCAUAAAAUGUGAGAAAGAGAAGCAAAUGCUGUAAAAAUUGAUGUCUCUAAGGAAGUCACAGUUCAUGAAGUAUCAGGACUCUUGCAAAGAUGAAACUUUUUUAUUUAAUAUGUUUGUAAUAGCAUUUUUUUCUGGCAGUCACACGUCUGAAAAAAACGGAACACUACACAGAAGGCUUUUGAAGGAAAUAUGCAUAAGAAUAUUUUCCUACCAUUGCAGCUCCAUGGAUGUAGAAUUUUGUUAAAGGAGAAUCUGAGUGUAAUUGACAUGUGAAAAAUAAUACAUUUUUUGCAACUAAAACCUGUCAUGUAGAAGUACACGAAAAAUAAAAGUUUUA
This is a messenger RNA of Ochotona curzoniae (black-lipped pika), 2009 nucleotides long. RefSeq names its product zinc finger protein 2 homolog. Gene Ontology annotation, biological process: negative regulation of transcription by RNA polymerase II. The transcript has 2 exons. Gene Ontology annotation, molecular function: DNA-binding transcription repressor activity, RNA polymerase II-specific. The coding region runs from base 88 to 1044 and encodes 318 amino acids. The record is from RefSeq and is a predicted model, not a curated record. NCBI's taxonomy places the organism in Eukaryota, Metazoa, Chordata, Mammalia, Lagomorpha, Ochotonidae.